AUGCCUCCUCGAAGGAACAAUCAGCUGUCCACGACCGAGGCAGAAUUACAGGAACGCAUCUCACAGGCAAUCGCACAACAUGAGGCUCUUCGCUCUAAACACGGCGGAGGUACCUCAGGGAAUAACCCACCUAACGGCUGUACCUACAAGCAGUUUUUGGACUGCAAGCCUCUGAACUUUGACGGCACUGGAGAUGGGGCUCUGUCAUGGUGGAACCUUCAGGUUCAAACUUUGGGUGAGGCUGCUGCGUAUGCGUUUUCAUGGGAUGAGUUGAAAGAACUAAUGCAAAAGAAAUUUGGGAAGUGUGAAACUUGUGGAAAGGUUGGUCAUUCUAAUAAGACAUGCUGGUAUGGAACCGGACGUGGAAACGGUGGGCAAGGAGGAAAUGGAAAUGGUAAUGGUAAUCGUGGUGGAAAUGUUUAUGGGAAUAGAAAUCAGGGAGGAAACAAUAAUCAGGGAGGUAAUGGAAACCGGAAUGGAAAUGGAAACCAGGCAGGAAAUGGAAACCGCAGAGGAAAUAAUAACAACAAUCAGGGUGGUGCUGGAAACGGACGCGGCCAAGGUUGCUUUGGUUGCGGUGAUGUAGGGCAUUUCAAGCGGGAUUUCCCAAAGAAUAACUAA
Helianthus annuus (common sunflower) is the source of this 621-nucleotide messenger RNA. RefSeq names its product glycine, alanine and asparagine-rich protein-like. Gene Ontology annotation, molecular function: zinc ion binding; nucleic acid binding. Bases 1 to 621 code for a protein of 206 amino acids. NCBI's taxonomy places the organism in Eukaryota, Viridiplantae, Streptophyta, Magnoliopsida, Asterales, Asteraceae. The transcript is spliced from 4 exons. The record is from RefSeq and is a predicted model, not a curated record.